This is a messenger RNA of Rotaria sordida, 597 nucleotides long. NCBI's taxonomy places the organism in Eukaryota, Metazoa, Rotifera, Eurotatoria, Philodinida, Philodinidae. The record is from the annotation of a GenBank genome assembly.
AUGAUAUUAGUUAAAUCACUUGAUGGUCAUGAUAUACGAACAUUGAGUUUGUCUUGGUUAUAUUCACAAAUUGACCUUGGUAGUCAAGAACCAGCUCUCGUAUGCGACCUCACUGUUGCAGAAAACAUUGCCUAUGGACAAUUGUCAAACGAAUUCAUUCAUGAAGAUAUUGUUCGUGCUGCAAAACGAGCACAUUGUCACGAUUUCAUUGAGACUUUACCUCAUGGUUACAAUACAUCCAUUAGUUGUAAUGGUAUUUUUUAUUUAUCUGGUGGUCAAAAGCAACGUAUCGCAAUUGUUCGAGCUCUCUUUCGCAAUCCGAAAAUAUUGUUACUGGACGAAGCAACCAGUGCACUCGACGUUCACAACGAACAGCUUGUUCAAGAAUCCCUCAAUAUGAAGCGUCAAGAUGAUCUUUCACGCACUGUUAUCAUCAUUGCCCAUCGCCUUUCAACCAUUCAAUCGUGUGAUUUGAUUUGUGUAUCCGAUUAUGAUGGAUGUUUGCUUGAAUGUGGCAUUCAUGCAGGGUUCAUAGCACUUCGCAAUGCUUAUCAUAGACUUUUUCUUGAUUAUGUUGAAGGAAGAGAUAAUUCAUAG